CGGCUUGCCAAAAAUGGCGGCACCCUAAGUGGCAACGUGAAAGUUGUUGGUGGAAGACGCUGUCCAGUCGUGCUAAAAUCAAAACAGUGGGGACCGUGCGCCAUGUCGCGACUGAUCGUGAAGAACCUCCCGAAUGGGAUGAAGGAGGAGCGAUUCAGGCAGCUAUUUGCCGCCUUCGGCACGCUCACGGACUGCAGCCUGAAGUUCACCAAAGACGGCAAGUUCCGCAAGUUCGGCUUUAUCGGCUUCAAGUCCGAGGAGGAGGCCCAAACGGCACAGAACCAUUUCAACAAGAGUUUCAUUGACACAUCCCGGAUCAUAGUGGAGUUCUGCAAGGCAUUUGGGGACCCAACAAAGCCCCGAGCCUGGAGCAAACAUGCCCAGAAACCAAGCCAGUCCAAGCAGCCUUCAAAAGACUCUGUUCCCCUGGAAACUAAGAAAGAUAAUAAGAAGAAAAAGGUGGCAGGUGAACUGGAGAAGCUGAAGGAAGAUACCGAGUUCCAGGAGUUCCUGUCGGUUCACCAGAGGCGGACACAGGCAGCCACUUGGGCAAAUGAUGCCCUGGACACCGAGCCCUUGAAAGGGAAGAGCAAACCAGCCAAUGACUACCUGAACUUCGACUCUGAUUCAGGGCAGGAGAGUGAGGAGGAGGGAGCCGGGGAGGACCCAGAAGAGGAGGAUGGCCUUGAACCAAAGACAGCUGUGCAGAAGGAGCUGUCAGACAUGGAUUACCUGAAAUCCAAGAUGGUGAAGGCCGAGUUGUCCUCUUCUGAGGAGGAGGAGGAAGAGGAGGAGGAGGAGAGCGAAGACGAAGCAGUGAACUGCGAUGCAGGGAGUGAGGCUGAGGAAGAGGCUUCCUCUGCCGCCCCAGCCCCACAGGAGAGACAGAGCAGGUGGUGCGGCCAGGAGCACAGGGCCCCAUCUGGGAAUAAGAGACCAUCCGAUGCCCAAGCCAAGACAGAGAAACCAGUGAACCAGAAGGAACCCACCACCUCUCACACUGUGAAGCUGCGGGGAGCCCCAUUCAGUGUCACAGAGAAGAAUGUUCUGGAAUUCCUGGCCCCCCUGAAACCAGUGGCUAUUCGAAUAGUGAGAAAUGCUCACGGGAACAAAACAGGGUACAUCUUUGUGGAUUUCAGCAGUGAAGAGGAGGUAAAGAAAGCUCUGAAAUGCAACAGGGAAUACAUGGGUAGCCGCUACAUUGAGGUGUUCAGGGAAAAGAAUGUCCCCAUGACCAAGGGGCCCCUGAAGAAUAGUGCCAAAGCCUGGCAAGGCCGGACACUCGGGGAGAAUGAAGAGGAGGAGGACCUGGCUGACUCUGGGAGGCUCUUCGUGCGAAACCUGCCGUACACCAGCACAGAGGAGGACCUGGAGAAGCUCUUCUCCAAAUAUGGUCCCCUAUCUGAACUCCACUACCCCAUCGACAGCCUAACCAAGAAACCCAAGGGCUUUGCCUUUGCCACCUUCAUGUUCCCCGAGCACGCUGUGCAGGCCUGCGCAGAAGUGGACGGGCAGGUGUUCCAGGGCAGGAUGCUCCACGUGCUACCAUCCACCAUCAAGAAGGAAGCCAGUGAGGACCCUGAAGCCCCGGGAUCAUCAUCUUAUAAAAAGAAGAAAGAGGCCAAGGACAAAGCCAACAGCUCCAGCUCUCACAACUGGAACACGCUGUUCAUGGGGCCGAAUGCCGUGGCUGAUGCCAUCGCACAGAAGUACAAUGCCACCAAGAGUCAAGUGUUUGACCACGAGACCAAGGGCAGUGUGGCCGUGCGUGUGGCCUUGGGAGAAACCCAGCUUGUCCAAGAAGUGCGGCGCUUCCUCAUUGACAACGGGGUCAGUCUGGAUGCUUUCAGCCAGGCUGCAGCAGAGCGAAGCAAGACAGUGAUUCUGGUGAAGAACCUCCCAGCAGGCACCCUGGCAGCUGAGCUGCAGGAGAUCUUCAGCCGUUUUGGCAGCCUGGGCCGCGUGCUGCUGCCUGAGGGCGGCAUCACUGCCAUCGUGGAGUUCCUGGAACCACUGGAGGCCCGCAAGGCCUUCAGAAACCUGGCCUAUUCCAAGUUCCACCAUGUCCCCCUGUAUCUGGAGUGGGCUCCAAUUGGCGUCUUCUCCAGCGCUGCCCCACAGAAGAAAGAGCCCCGAGACUCGCCAGUGGAACCUGUGGAAAAGGACAAGGCAGAGCCAGAAACUGUAUCAGACAGCAAGACACCAGAAGGUGAAAAGCCAACAGAAGGAGGAGCAGACGACUCUUUAGCAAAGGUGGAAGAGCAGGAGGAGGAGGAGGAGGAAGAAGAAGAAGAGAGCCUCCCAGGGUGUACUCUGUUUAUCAAGAACAUCAACUUCGACACAACAGAGGAGACGCUGAAGGAAGUGUUUUCCAAAGUGGGAAUGGUGAAGAGCUGCUCUAUUUCCAAGAAGAAGAGCAAAGCAGGAGCACUGCUUUCCAUGGGGUUUGGAUUUGUGGAAUACAGGAAGCCAGAACAGGCCCAGAAAGCUCUCAAGCAGCUGCAGGGUCACGUCGUGGAUAAUCACAAGCUGGAAGUGAGGAUCUCAGAACGAGCCACCAAGCCAGCCCUGACAUCCUUUCGGAAGAAACAAGUGCCCAGAAAGCAGACAACCUCCAAGAUCCUGGUGCGGAACAUCCCCUUCCAGGCUGACAGCCGGGAGAUCCGCGAGCUCUUCAGCACCUUUGGGGAGCUGAAGACAGUCCGCUUGCCAAAGAAGGUGACCGGGACAGGCACACACAGAGGGUUCGGCUUCGUGGACUUCCUCACCAAGCGGGAUGCGAAGAGAGCCUUCAAUGCCCUUUGUCACAGCACCCACUUGUAUGGUCGCAGGCUGGUGCUGGAGUGGGCUGACUCUGAGGUGACCCUGCAAGCCCUGCGGCGGAAGACGGCUGAGCACUUCCACGAGCCCCUGAAGAAAAAGCGGUCUGUGGUGUUGGACGAGAUCCUGGAGCAGCUGGAAGACAGUGAAAACGACAGCGAGGAGCGAACCCUUCAGCUGUGAGCUGGCACCGAGGGUCCUCGGAUGAUGAUGUUCAGUUGUAGGAGAGAGAUGGCUCCUUUUGUGGAGCAGAGAUGAGAUUGUGUCUUCCAUCCUGUGUGCUUGGACAUUUAAUGCUGAGAUGGCCUCCGCCUCCUCAGAGGCUGGACUUUCUCCAACCAACUGCCACGCUGACCUGUGUUGUAGAAUCAACUAGGAUCUUCAACAAGCCUCCCAGCACUUAGGGUUUCUUCCCCACAGGAACAAAAAUUUAUCCUCAAGACACAAGUGAGAAGUGACCCAUGAACAAGAAAUGUGGGUCCCAUUCUCUGAAGAAUUACCCUCUCUAUUUUUGUGUGGUUUUUAAAUAUUUCUUAUUCGUUUUUCCACUUGUUGUAAGUGUAUUGGAUUCUUAUUUCUAAGUACAAAAACAAGAUGCCUUUUCAACUUUGUACCCAGAGCAGCCCUCUUUGUGGACGUUUUCCUCGUUGACAAGAUGGAGGGUGGAAAUCAUGGUCACCACGUGUUCUCCUUGUUGACCUCGUAGAGAUAAGUCCCUUCCACGCCACCUCUACCCGGCAUCUCCAGCCCCCUCCUUCGUUCCCCCUAUUCAGCAAAACGAGGUUUUGCUUUUCAGCCCCAUUUCUGGUUACAUAUGUACACGGCUGAUAAAAUAUUCCACUUCACCCCUCUCCCUGUGGGACCCGCCGUCUUACGGGAAAAGGGUUUGUAUGACAGCGGCCGUAACAGACUACGCGUCGCCUGGAAACCGUGGGGGAGGAACAUUCACUCUCUCCUGGCUCCUCUUUAUUCAACCUCCUUCUUCUGGUUUUGAUAACGGCAUCACUGGAGAGAAAAGGCUUGGGCUGACUCUGCAGGCUCCAGCUGAGGCCCAGAUGGUCACCCUCCUGUCCUUGACAGGGAAGAUGCUAUCGAGGUCCCGACCGCUUACUCCCUGCAACACCCACCUGCCAUGUACCUCACCUGGGGCCACCCAGACCUGCAAAGUGGCAGGUCCUGCCCCUUCUGCAGAGCAGGCAGUGUCUGUGCUUUAUACAGCGGACUCACUUGAUUCCACCCUGAGGUGGCCCGACUUUGGACACCGGAUGGUGAACACGCCCUCCCUCAAAAGUGGAACUGGAGCAGAAUUUGGGUGGACGGAGGUUCCAAAAAGGCAAGCAUGACUUGAUGGAUAGAAUACAGCAAUCAUCAUGCAUGGAGAGAGUACUGUCUGGGCUGCCUGCGAUUGUCCAUGAAGGAACAAGAUAAAGAUAUGUCUGGGGGCUUUACCCAGAAGGCUCUGGAGGUAAUUGCAGACGGUGCCUUGGAAGAGACUGAUUCUUGCUCCUGUCUCCACCCACGUGGUUCUCUCAUGCCUCCUUUCAUGUGGAACUGAUGCUCUCCAAAUCCAGAAGAUUCCAGAGGCAAAAAUGGGACAGAGAAAGGUUUGCAGGGGUGGGGAGACAUCCUUCCCCAAGCUUCCUUAUAACGUCCUUUACCAGAAAGCAGCAUCCAGCUUUGUUCAGAGUUUACAGAAGCAGGGAUUUUGCCCGCAGCAUUCUGAAAGCCAGGCAUCGACUCUGGAGUCCCAGAGCUCUGCAAUGGGCCAAGCCACAGACCCUGCACUUAAAAGAGCUCAAAAUAGGGUGUGGGGUUAAUGAGACAAGAAUGAAUUAAACAAACUCAUGAGAGGUGCAGAGCCUUCUGAAAGGCCAGAAGAAGGUGGGAAUCAGAUAUAAAUGCAACGAGCAUUUAAUAAGCACCCACUAGGUGCCGUGCACUGGGGUGACAGAGAUGAGAGACACAUUCCCUGGCUUUAGAGAGCAAUAGCUUAGAGGAAAUGACCUUUGCAGGGAGAUGACCUCUUAGAACAGGGGCAUCAAAGUGGGAGGUUGCCAGGAUGAAAAGGGUCAACUCUAGUGGCCUUCACAGGUGCAUUGAGACCCCUCUAGCCAGGCAGACCAGGCAGUUUUCAGGCUGAGCCUCUUUCAAACAAAGGAGCACAUGUGCAUUACGUAUAAAAUACAGCCCAGGCCCUCCAUGCAGAGGCCCGAUUAGCAAGACCUAGCAACACCGCUGUGAAAGAAAUGCAUUUGGGCCUAAAAAUAAGACGGCCACUGCCAAUGAUUAAUUCUGUUACCUGUCCACUGAUACUGCCUGUCCUCAUCCUCAUGGUCCUCAAGAUGGAGGAAUGAAGCAAAAAGGCUGGAGGUGAAAUGUGAGAAUGUGCUUUUUUUCAUGCCUGAAUAUUACUCUGCUUUUUUCUUGUUUUAUUUUGGAGUGUGCGUGCGUGUGUGUGUGUGUUUGUGUACACAACGCAUUUUUCUCCUAACAAGAAUUCUCUUAUAACCAUUUACUGUUCUGGCAGUAUUUGAGCCACAGUCCCCACUUAAUGUCCAUGCAUAGUGCAGAGGCCAUCAGCAUUUUCCCUGCUUUUCUUCACAUAUUCACUCAUUUAGUCGACAAGUAUCUAUUGAUCUCCUGGGCUUUGCACAACGACAUGCUGCUAAGAUGAAAAGUUCUUACCCCCUGAAGUCUCGUGGGAAAUCAGACAGGAACAAUUCAAUGUAUGGUUUCAAAUAGGGGUAAGAGUUAAAGAAAGGAUUGACUUUGGUUGAGGUGGUCCAGGAAGGCCACCCUGAGGAAGUGACGUUUAAGCCAAGGCUUGAAGGCUAAAAAGACACCACCCAAGUGUUCUGAGUUGAGCUGGGCCAGCAGCACCUUGUGGGGAGGGACAAGCACAUCAGAAGGUCCAGAAGCAGGGAGACGUUGUGUUUGAGGACUUGAAGUUGGCCGGGCUUCCUGGAACACAAUGGAUGGUGUCAUGAGGGACUGGAGAGACGUUGAGCCACACAGAGGCAGCUGUAGAGGGCUCCCGGUUCACUGAGAUAGGAAAGAUAAGUGAUGUAGCCAGGAAGGAUGGGUGGCUGGGGUGAAGACAGGAUGCAGCAGAUGCUGUCAGACCACCCGCUGUUUCCAGUCCCCCUUCGCCUGUUCUCUCCCCUUCCACUCACUUUCCCAGCCCCUCUGGCAGCUAGGGGCAUCUAAGACAGAGUUCCAGCCAAUUCGAUGUAAACAGAGAUCUGGUAGAGCUUUCUGGGAAGAUUUUUGUUUUCCUGAUUUAAAAAAAAAAAAAAAAAGUGAAACUGCAGUCCUCUUCCUUUUCCUCUUUUUUCUUCCUUUAACUCAGAUGUGACGUCUGGAGCUGCAGCAGCUAUUUUGUAACCUUAAGGGAAAGGCCAAGAGACUCACAAAGACCUAUGUGCCACGUAAUCCACCCCAGGCACCUCUCUCCAGUCUUUUUAUUACGUGAGAAGAAUGGCCCCCGUCUGUUUAAGACAUAAUUAGUCGGCUUUUCUGUUACUUGCUCUCAAAAGUAUACCUGAGCUGAUAUGUGGAUUAAGGGUUUGGGGCUGGGGACCAGUGAAUAACAAUAUGGUUGAGUCUGGAUUCCAAAGCAACAGCCUCAAGAUUUUAAGCUGGAGCACAUGUAUGGAAGAGCCUUCUUUGAUGGUAAAAGGAACCUAUUGCUUGCUUCAAUAUCUCCGCUUCAAGUUCCAUAUUUGUUGGGAAGGGCUAAGAAGGAAUGAAUCAAAUUAGAUAUGGUCCUUAUUUUACAUGUGAUUCUUAUUUCACCCAAAAGUAGUUUUGGUGAGCAGACAUCACCAUUUGAGAAAGAUGGCUUUCUGCUUUUUUAAAUUUGUGUCCCUUGAGCCUGGAUGGGGAAGGACCAAAGACGAUGAAGAGUAAACAGCAGGGAGGAAUAGAAAAUCUUUGUGCACAAGCCCUGAAAAGUCAGGGUUUGAGGCACACUGUGACAAUAAACUCUUUGUGGAAUAGGAAAGAAAGUUUAUGGAAUGUGCAAAUUCUUUACACGACAUUAGAACACCAACAAAAAAACAUGUGUUUGGUUUUUGUGUUCACUCAAGACCCACAUAAAUUCUUGUUAAGCAAAGGUGUGCAUUGAAGCACGAAUCAUACAAGGGCCACAAAAUGCAGAUAUCCUAGGGUUGAGGCCUCACGGUUGUGGAUGGCUUAAAGCACAAAUUACAAGAGAUGGGAUGAAUGUGUGAGUCUGAGUGCCUUGGUUCCAAGAAUGUGGCAUCAGGGCCGUCCUGAUCCUGCCUGCUUAAUCG
Messenger RNA from Cynocephalus volans (Philippine flying lemur), 7115 nucleotides. RefSeq names its product RNA binding motif protein 19 (gene RBM19). Gene Ontology annotation, molecular function: mRNA binding. The transcript has 25 exons. Lineage: Eukaryota; Metazoa; Chordata; Mammalia; Dermoptera; Cynocephalidae. The coding region runs from base 103 to 3003 and encodes 966 amino acids. The record is from RefSeq and is a predicted model, not a curated record. Gene Ontology annotation, cellular component: nucleolus.